CCAUCGCAGUGACAAUUUCUUUUCCUGCAGCGGUGGCUGCAGGGACGGCAGCUGCUGGGGCGUCCGACCUGCGCGUGAGUUUGCGAGGUCGCUGUCAGCCUCCGGGUGCAGCGAGCCACGGCGGCGAACCAGAGGCGGAGGAAGCGCUGUGCUAGGCGAGGAGCCCCAGGGACUGGAACUAUUGAUUGCAAAGCUCCAUCGGUCCGCAGAGGAAGAGGGGGAGGUGGCCCGGCCCAGGCGGGCGAGCCGGUGCCUCCUCGUUGUGUGCCUCACCGCCCUGCUGCAGGGCCUUCCAGCAAAAGCCUCCGCGACCCGGGCUGUUCGGCCAGACGGAUGCCAAGGCCCCUCGGCGGGCUCGGGGACAGCUGCUGCGGUCGCCGUCCCAAGCGGGCUCCGGACUUUAGGGGUUGCUGAUGAAGUGAUUGAGAAGAAAGAGUAAACAACUUCAUUUCAUAGACAGGACACCAUGGACCAGCCAUUUACUGUCAACACUCUGAAAAAGUUAGCUGCUAUGCCUGACCAUACGGAUGUCUCCUUGAGUCCAGAAGAGCGAGUCCGCGCUCUGAGCAAGCUGGGUUGUAAUAUUAGUAUUAGCGAAGACAUCACCCCACGCUGCUACUUUCGAUCUGGAGUAGAAAUGGAAAGGAUGGCAUGUGUGUAUUUAGAAGAAGGAAACUUGGAAAAUGCCUUUGUUCUCUACAAUAAAUUUAUAACCUUGUUUGUAGAAAAACUUCCCAGCCAUCGAGAUUACCAGCAAUGUGCAGUACCGGAAAAGCAGGAUAUUAUGAAGAAACUGAAGGAGAUUGCAUUCCCAAGGACAGAUGAAUUGAAAAAGGACCUUUUAAAGAAAUAUAACGUAGAAUACCAAGAAUAUUUGCAAAGCAAAAACAAAUAUAAAGCCGAAAUUCUCAAAAAACUGGAACAUCAGAGACUGAUAGAGGCUGAGAGGAAGCGGAUCGCCCAGAUGCGCCAGCAGCAGCUAGAAUCAGAGCAGUUUCUGUUUUUCGAAGAUCAACUUAAGAAGCAAGAAUUAGCCCGGGGUCAUAUACCCAGCCAGGAAACCUCGGUGCUGUCAGAGCAGAUUGAUGGGAGUGCUUUGUCCUGUCUUUCCACGUGCCAGAACAAUUCCUUGCUGAAUAUACUUGGAGAUCAACCUAAUAAAAGUGAUGCAAGCGAUCUGGCCAGCCACUCUCCUCCAGUCAACAGGGCCUUAAAGCCAGCUGCUACUCUAAGUGCUGUUCAGAAUUUAGUAGUUGAAGGACUGCGAUGUGUGGUUUUAUCAAGAGACCUUUCCCACAGAUUUUUGUUGCUUGCAGAAUCUAAUACAGUGAGAGGAAUAGAAACCUGUGGAAUACUCUGUGGAAAACUGACACAUAAUGAAUUUACAAUUACCCACGUAAUCGUGCCAAGGCAGUCUGCGGGACCUGACUAUUGUGACGUGGAGAAUGUGGAGGAAUUAUUCAGUGUUCAAGAUCAACACGGUCUUCUCACUCUGGGAUGGAUUCAUGAUGCUGGCCAAGAUUUCCUGGACACUUCUGGGGACCUCCAAGAGCCCCUGAAGAGUGAUAAGUGACCAUUUUUAAUUUUACUUGCUUUAUAGAGAAGCAUCAAUUGGUUCAGGACACACACAAGCCAAGCAUUUGGUGUUGGGUAAUUUAAGAGAGUGGAGGAGGCUUUAGUUUUAGUUUCACCUAUAAAUUACGAUGUGCCCUUGGUCAGGACUCACAGUUCCCUUAUUUCAGGUUCCUUCAUUAAUCAGUUCCAUUAAUGAAUUACUUCCCUUCCUCAUGGGAUUUGUGUGAACCAUAGACAAUAGGUAUGAAAGCCCUUUGAAAAGCAUAAACUGCCUUUCAAAUGCAAGAAAUUACUUGUAAUAAAUUUGCAAAACUUUCUUUAUGUCCAUUUGUUUUACUUAACAGUAGGUAAUGUGCCUUACUCUUUGCUUAGAAAUUGAUGAUUUCAAAUACAUUAAUUUAAUGUGACUUUUAUGUAACAAGAAUGUAUAACAAAGCAAAAACAAAAUUGUAGCAAAUAAAUUGAACAUAAACUAAGGAAGAGUGACAGUGCAUUUAAUUGUACAUGUUCAAAAGUCAGAUUUAGUUUAUCUUAGAAAACAUUUUCCAAAUUAAAGGCAGAAGUUUUUAUCUUAAGACCUUUGUAUAUAAUGAAUGUAUAUAAUGAAGUUAAGUAUUUAAUGAACUUGACAUAAUUGUAGACUUUUUUGACUUUGCUUUUUGUUUAAUUUAUUUUACCAUAUAGAACUCUAUAAAGUUAUGUUUCUAAACCUCAAUGGUUGUAAUGACUUUUGGUGAUAAUGCUAUUGAGCAUAAUGACAGCAACAAAUUCCAGAGUUAACUUUUUUCAGAUAUAAAUGAGCCAUUGGAAAGGAGAAUUGAAUCAGAAUCAGACAGAUCUGGAUUUGUAUUAAGUUUUCUCAGCUUAACUAGCCCUGUAACCUUCAGCAGAUCACUUCCUAUUCUGUUGAGCUCAGUUUCCUCAUCUGUAAAAUGGGGAUAAUAACACUUAUCUUUUUGCUAUAAAAUUAAAUGAGAUGAUUCAUGGAAAGUGACAGUUCAAUGCCUGGCACAUUGUUCAGUUGCGUUAAAUGGUGUCUCCUCUCGUGUCUUUGAGUCGUCGCCGUCAUCAUCAUCAUUUUUAUUUUCAUAGAGUGGGGAGUAGGAGAACUGUCCUCAUCAGAGAAAUAAUUCCUUUUGGCAGAAAUGAAGGGCUCAGAAUCUCUUGUGGUGUGCAUUCAUUUUGAAAAUAAAUUAAUAGUCAUAAUAAUAAAUUGUCUGUUGCCAGUCUGCUCACUGCCCCCAAGGCACUACAACUCCUAGGAACACGUAUUACCUUCUCACCAAGGUCUGGAAAGCUCUCUGUACUUGUUGGAGUUUUUCACAAAUUCAGAUAAAGGGCAGCCAGAUCCUCACAUUUGUGCCCUCACUAAAAAUUUGAGUUUUAAAAGUUAGGAUAAUUUCCUUUCCUCAGUCCUUCUAGAGCUUUGCAAACCAAGUUAAGAGUUAUUUUUUUCCUAUUGAACAUGCAUCUUUCUGUAGACAGAUGUCCAUGGAAUUUACCUUCACUAUGUUAAAGGGGAAAAGAAUUUUAUUUAUUUUUUUGGUUUUUUAAAAAUUGCAUUAUUUUUAUUGAGGUAAUGUUGGUUCAUAAUACUGCAUAGGAUUUCGGGGUACAGGUUCACACCUCCUCAGAUGUCAGUCACCACACACACACCCCAAGAUCUCAUGACCCCCCACAAUCCCUUGGGCCCCUCCCACCUUUACCCUCCACCCCAUAUGAUCUGGUAGCCUCAAUUCUUUAGUCAUAUUUCUAGGGUUUGUUUUGGUUUUAUUUUUGUCUGUUUCUUUGUUUUAUUUCUUUAUAUUCCACACAUGAGUGAUACAUCUGAAAUUCCCUUUUUUCUGUUUUAUAUAAUAACCUCUAGUUCCACCCAUAAUGUCACAAAUGGCAAGAUUUCAUCUUUUUAUUUUAUAGCUGAGUUGUAUUUCAUUGAAUAAAUAUACCACAUGUUCAAAGGGGAAAGGAAUUUUAAAAUCUUGGAUUUCUUCAACAGGACUUCAGUAUGUGUAAAAAGCAUGAAAUUAUUUCUGUGGGCCAAUGACUUUUAAUUAAUAUAGCAACACUAACAUAGCAGCAAUAACAUAGCAAUCCUUUCUUUCUGUGUGCUAGGCACUGUUCUAAGAACUUUUAUGUGAAUUGUCUCAUCUAAUUU
Molecule: messenger RNA, 3730 nt
Organism: Talpa occidentalis (Iberian mole)
Lineage: Eukaryota; Metazoa; Chordata; Mammalia; Eulipotyphla; Talpidae
Gene: STAMBPL1
Product: STAM binding protein like 1
Exons: 9
Coding region: 467-1573 (368 amino acids)
Biological process (GO): protein K63-linked deubiquitination
Cellular component (GO): membrane; endosome
Molecular function (GO): metal-dependent deubiquitinase activity; protein binding; K63-linked deubiquitinase activity
Source: RefSeq, a predicted model, not a curated record